GACAACCCGCCUGCAAACUUUAACAACUUGCUUAUCUAACAUUUUGCAAGCCAAUGCAAAAAAGAGUUUUGGAAAAUUUUUAUUUCUAGAAGGAACUGAUUGGUUCAAACACGGAACAGGUGAGUGCAGUAUGGCUUGUUCACAUGAGAAAAUGAAGAUCCAAGAAAUUGAGCAAGGCCUGUGCGAAGAUGUUGAGAAAUCGCCGAGGGUGGUACGGUACCAAGCCACAAAAGUUGAAGAGGAUGAGAUUUGGACUUUGCAUGACUUGCUCCGGAAUAGAAUGGAGAUAUUGGGGUUCCUGCAGGUUGUCAGCGGAGUGCCCAGUGUUGGAAUUGGUCUUACGCUGGCCGUAGGCUUGAGUAUAAACGAGUCGCUCGCCACGCUCUUCAGAGUUUCUCACAUGACCGGAAUGCUUUUCAUUUUUGCAGGAAUUGUUUCCUGCAUGUUGGAAAGAUAUCCAGUAUUGCUAAGUGUGUCCCUCAUCAUCAACAGCGUUUGUGUCAUUUUUGCAUUACCCGGCCUUGGUUUAAUAAUUGCUGACCUGACACAAUGGAAUCACAGAAAACUUGAUUUGAUGAUGGUGGUGGAACUUUGCAUUUUGGGAUUGCAGCUUCUGGUCAGUAUAAUUCUCUGCGUGUGGAUCUCCAAAGUGAAAAGUGGCAAAAAUAAACCAAUUUGCUAACAACUAUUUAAAUUUUGAAGACUUCUAAGCGCAUCAUUUUUUU
Molecule: messenger RNA, 725 nt
Organism: Syngnathus acus (greater pipefish)
Lineage: Eukaryota; Metazoa; Chordata; Actinopteri; Syngnathiformes; Syngnathidae
Exons: 6
Coding region: 131-682 (183 amino acids)
Source: RefSeq, a predicted model, not a curated record